This is a messenger RNA of Paracoccidioides lutzii Pb01, 1110 nucleotides long. RefSeq names its product mannitol dehydrogenase. The record is from RefSeq and is a predicted model, not a curated record. Gene Ontology annotation, molecular function: alcohol dehydrogenase (NADP+) activity; zinc ion binding. Bases 1 to 1110 code for a protein of 369 amino acids. The transcript has a single exon. Gene Ontology annotation, biological process: alcohol metabolic process.
AUGGCAAACUCCACGCAAAAAGAAUUCCAUGGCUGGGUCUGCCACUCUAAGACGUCACCCUUAACCUCCACAACCUUCCAACCAAAACUCUUCGACCCAACCGACAUCGAAAUAAAGGUAACCCACUGCGGCAUCUGCGGCUCAGACAUUCACACUCUCCGCUCUGGGUGGGGCCCAACAGACUACCCUUGUGUCGUCGGCCAUGAAAUUGUUGGCCACAUUACCCGUGUUGGGUCCGGAGUCUCUAGCCUCACAUCCCCAUCCCGCCAUUUGAAGGUUGGAGAUAGGGUCGGUAUUGGAGCACAAUCAGACUCCUGCCGCCACCCGCAUUGCCCAGAGUGCGCUUUCGGAUUGGAAAACCAUUGUCAGAAGCAAACGGGGACGUAUGGUGGCCGGUUCCGCGAUGGAAGCAAGUCGUACGGUGGAUAUGCUUCCCGUUGGCGCGGCCCAGCGUGGUUUGCGUUCAAAAUACCGGAUAACUUACCUAGCGCUGCUGCUGCACCCCUUUUAUGUGCAGGGAUAACGGUAUAUUCACCACUGGUGAAAAAUGGCGCUGGGCCAGGGAAAUCAGUUGGAGUCAUCGGUAUUGGCGGGUUGGGCCACUUAGGCCUUUUGUUCGCUAGAGCGCUAGAUUGUGACCAGAUAACUGCAAUUUCGCGAACAAGCGCGAAGAAGGAUGAAGCUUUGGGGGGACUGGGAGCGGACAAGUUUAUUGCAACAGACGAGGACAAAGGCUGGGCAAAAACGCAUGCGCAAUCGCUAGAUUUAAUUAUCAGCACUGUCUCGUCUUCUGAUAUACCCAUUGGAAACUAUUUGAGGCUUCUGAAGGUGAAUGGGCAGUUCAUUCAGGUUGGGGCUCCGGAAGAGCCGUUCCCGGCAUUUAAGGUGUUCCCGCUUAUCAAUAAAGGGGUCAAAAUCGGGGGCUCUGCCAUUGGCUCGCCAGAAGAGAUUCGGCAAAUGCUUCAGUUGGCAGCUGGUAAAAAGGUUCUCCCCUGGGUCCAAGAACGGCCCAUGGAGGACGUCAAUAACGCACUGGCCGAUAUGCAUGCUGGGAAAGCAAGGUAUAGAUAUGUCUUGGUGAAUAAGCCUGAAACCGAUGCGAAGCUAUGA